Molecule: messenger RNA, 4821 nt
Organism: Pseudopodoces humilis (Tibetan ground-tit)
Lineage: Eukaryota; Metazoa; Chordata; Aves; Passeriformes; Paridae
Gene: LAMP3
Product: lysosome associated membrane protein 3
Biological process (GO): establishment of protein localization to organelle
Cellular component (GO): plasma membrane; lysosomal membrane; late endosome membrane
Source: RefSeq, a predicted model, not a curated record
CCCAGCCAUGUGACUGAGCGCUCCCUGCCCCGAGUGAAACUUCCCAGCCCGCAGGAGAGCUGGGUUCGCUCCGCAGCCGCUCCCCGGGAGAAGCAGCGCCUCUCGCAGCCGUGCUGGCCAUGGGGAGGAGCGCACGGCAGCUCAUCUCGCUGACCCUCGCCUGUGCAUUGUCCUCCUGCUUUGCUGAAGUGGCCCUGGGGGUCGAACUGUCUCCAGAAACCACAUCCUUCCACCAAAUGGCUACUUCUGCUCAGCUACUUUAUCAUCCUUCACCCCAUCAAAACACCCCACUUCGUUUUAACAGCACAGGCCCUCUUCAGACAACACCCAUGAGCCACAGAACAGCUGAGCAGACAGCUGAACAGCUCCAGGCAACAUCAGCUCCGGGCCAGCACACGGCAGCCGGGGCAGGAGCAGGCACCGUGUCCACAACAGCCGCAGACAACCCCAGCACGGCCGGCCAGGUCACGACACCGGCAAUACCCUCGGUUACAGCUGCAGGGAAGAGCACAACCUCUCCCUCUGUGUACUCCAGCAGACAUGGGAGCAGACCACGUGUGAGCACAGGAACCGCAGCAGCGGCCACCAACACCUCCCUGAAGCAGGAGACAGCAAGUACCCAGGGGACAGGUGCCACCUCCGCCGCUGCAGCUGGCAGCACACGGUCACAGAGACAAACAACAGCCACUGGCGGCCCAACAGCCACGGCUGUGACCAGCACAGCCACCCAUGCAGGGACACAAACAGCCCCCACAUCCCCUGGCAGCACAGUGAGACCCCCUCCCACCCCGCAGCCCCCUGCCAUCCCCACAGGCACCUACACCCUUUCCGAUGGGAACGGGACCUGCGUCAAAGUUGUCAUGGGCCUGCAGCUGAUGGCUCGAAACACACAACAGGAACAGAUGGAAUAUUUGACUGUCAACCCCAAUGCAACAAAGAUAUCUGGAAGCUGUGGGAUCGUGCAGUCUGAGCUGAAUUUAACUUUUAGUGGAGGAUUUGUAAACAUCACCUUUGAAAAGCAAGCUCCAAGUUACUCAGUCACUAAAAUUGAGAGCAGAAUACAGUUAUCUUCUGAAGGUAUGCUUUACUAUGCAGCACUAAAUAAGAAGCUGUUCACAACAAAGCUGGGGAAUUCCUUUAAGUGUGCCAGCAGGCAAACCUUCACCUUGGAGAGGAACUUCCAGAUCCUCUUUGUUCAUAUGCAGCUGCAGGCGUUUGACAUUGUGGGUAACCAGUUUGGAAAAGAAGAAGAAUGUUUUCUGGAUAGAAACAGCAAAGUAGCUCCCAUUGCAGUGUGCCUGAGUAUCCUGGGAUUGUUUGUCAUUGUGUUUGCCACCUUCCUGAUCUCCAGGAGGAAACCACAUAGAGGAUAUGAACGCAUCUGAGGUGCCCUUGUGCUUCCAAAUGUAUGUUACAAGCAGAGAAAUCACAGGAGUUUUUGCUUCUGCCUGGCAAUUUCCCUGCCCUGGAGCCACAUUUUAAAGUGAGAUGACACCAUGUGUUUACAGCUAAUGAAUGUUUCUGGAAGGAGUUUCUUUAAGGUGGGAAGGAGAAAACUCACACCUUCUACUUUAGGCUAUUCUUAGCCUCUAAUUUAGAUGUAGUCCAAAAUGAGGAGCCUAAAUUCUUUCUUAUCAACAAAGGAGUUCAUUCAGAUCACCUAAGCUAGAUUCCUAAAAAUAGCUUAAAGGAAGCAGUAUCACUAUCCUCCAGAAAAUCCAUCAGGUUUGUUAAUAAUGGUGAUGGUGGUUAGAUUUAUCAAAAGAUGUAAGUCUGACCUUCAGCUGAAUAAAUCAGAGGCCCAUAGCUACAGACAACCCUGCUAGUGAGAGCUCACUGAAAGCUUUUAUUGGAACACAGUGUGUGCCAAAAUCUCAGGGGAAGUGUCAGUGUGAUUCUACUCACAAGCAACUUCUCACCAGUCCUACAACACAGUUACCUUUCCUAAGUGCCUGGGAUUCUCCUGCUAAGCCCUUUGCAAAGACACAGUGGUAAUUGUGACUCUUGCAAUCACUCUCCUGGAGCUUAGUAUGUUCCUGGUCUUGUGAGAGCUCAGGAAUCCCCCACGUGCUGUUCAGACACAGACCUGUCACAGUGACCACACUGAGCACAGGAGAUGUCCUCUACUGUGGCAGCAGGGUAGUCUCUUAAUCCAGGAAGAUGCCACACUCACUGGAAAUGGCCUGGGAUUAAGUGACUUUCACUGGAGCACCUGCACAAGGUCCAUGAGAAAUGGAAAUCCACUGAUGCUGUAUGGUCAAGGCUUCUGUGGGAAAGAAAAGCUUGCACAGCCCUUCCCCAAAAGUCAGUGUUCUGCAGUGUGCUUACAGCUGAGCAGCUGGAUUUUUAUAUGGAAAUAAUUUGGAGUUGCUUUAAAGCACAGUGAUACACUCUGUAGUUAUUUCCUGCUAAACCAAUGAUGAAGGCAUGAGAAUAAUAAUUGCUUUUGAGAUUUAAGUCUGGCUCAUGUUCUUUGUUGUAACAAGGAAAAGCUCCUUGUCACAAAAGAUUUACAUGUGCAGAAAUGUACACGUGCACAUGCCUCACACUCUGCUCACUGAAGCAAAUGACAUCAAGAUGGUAAGAAAUUAUGUACAAAAACAUUUGCAAAAGAGAAAAUAAUAUUCAAUAAGAGCACACUUCCUUCAAGGAGUUAGGCUAAUGGCUUAAAUUUUACUAAUAACAGUUUGUGGAAUGGCACUCAUUAAACAAAAGAAAGACUGAAGUCAUAUGGAAAAAUGCCUUGACAGUUUAAUCUAUAUCUAAACAAAAUAGAAAUGCUGGGAACUAAUUUAAUUUCUAUGAAUAAUAGCCCAAAUCCUGCACAGUUAUUAAUGGUGAUGGAACCUCACUUGAUUUUCACUGAAUAAAAUUGAUGGUUAUGUUUUGUCAGAUAUUCUCUUAAGUAUUUUAUAAAUGGUUUUGAUAUUUUACUAGUAUUUCACCAUUGCAAGUUUACUUAUUUAAAUGAAGAAAGAAAAUAAAUUCUUCCAUGCUAUGAAUUAAUUAGAGAUGUUGGUCUGUGUGGAGCAGGAAACAUGGCUGUACUGCUCUAUAAUCAGUAUAAUGUGUAGCUGUGGAAGUAAUUAACAUUCUCUAGAAAUGUUCUCUUUGAGUCUGAAUGAACCAAUAAAGAAGAAAGAUAAAGACAAUUUUGAAGCACUUUUACACUUGGAGAAACAUCAGAACCAGCUGUGAGCACAGGAACUUUUGCUUUAUGUUAAUAUUCAGUCUUUUAAAAAGGUCUGAUAUCACUAUAAGGACAGAAAAUAGUUACUAAUGUCUGCUAAUUCUGUGGUAAAUAUUGUGAGAUGUGGCAUUUUUACUUGUGAUGCAUGAAUAAUGUUCUUCCUCAUAGUUUUUUUUUCUUUCUACAGUGAAUCAACCUGUUGGUAUUGAACAAUGUUUGGAUUCAGUUUUACAUGAUUUGUUCUUCUGCUUUUUCUUGCUAUUUUUUGUUUGCUAUUUUUAUGAAGCUGCAUUCUGCCAUUUGUACACGAAUGAUACUCUGGGCUUGCUCUCACUGGCACACGUGAAGUGCACGUGGUGCAAACCAAUGAAACAAUUGGAUGCUCCCAGGAAAUGCUGCCAACAUGCAGCAAAAUUAAUCCAAUGGAGUUAGUGCUUUAUAGCAGUAGAGUGUUCAUUGGAGAAAUCCUUACUGCAUCAGGAGAUCCCAGCCUUGAAGUGCAACCUUCCUGCCAGCUGUGGCCCAGCCUGCAUCCUGUUACCUCCAUCCCUGAUCCCAAAACCCAACCAGCCUGCAGCAGGAAUGCAUGUCAGCACAGCAGGGAGUGUUGCCUCUCCAAGUCUAAUGCUGAAUUAGAAUCAGACAGCUCAGCUGCUCCCUGAGCUGCCAUGUGCAGUUCUAAAAGCUGAUGCCUGUGUUUGCUUUCUGCCAGAAUUUAGGAAUAUAUUUAGGUGGUACUUUUUUAUCUGGUGGAAUGGCUUUGAGGUCUCCCUCCCACUGGGAAGACUCUCUAGGGGUAAUUAGUCUCGGUGUUGCCAGACUUGCUCUUUUAAACAUCUUGUCUGAGGAAAUGUUUUGAGCAAAAAGUCCCUAAAAGAACACCAUACAAAAGGAAAAUAUUUGGUAAACACACUAGGUGGGCCAUAAAGGCUGUACCAUGGAGCAGCAGGGCAGUUUUGUCUGCUGGGUGCGGAGACAAGGCUGCAGCUGGGUCCCAGAGUGACUCAGCAGCCCCAACUCACUUCUUCCCCCAGCUGCAGACCCAGACCAACCCAUCCCUGAACCAGAAGAUGCUGAUCAGGGAGAUCUGGUGCACUGAUGACAUGAUGCACUGAUGAUGUGAUGCAUCCACCAGGGAAUCAAAGCUUAACUUCUGUGCAAGCAUGUGCUGGUCAGGAGGCUGUGGGGCCAUCACAGGGACUAGGAGGUGAGCACAUCCCUACAUCCCCAUGUCCCCACAUCCCUAUGGCUCCCUGGUGCCCUGCUGCAGCUCCCGUGCCAGACAAUCCCCUGUGGUCUCUCGCACACCCAAGAAAGAAUGAGGGCAUCCCAGAAGCAUGAUGAUGUCACACUUAGACAAGUAACUGAGGAGUUUAAAAAACGAGGUUUAAUUUCUUUCAGUCCUUUUUGUUCUCUCAUGGACAAGUGCAAAUUAAGAAACAGCUGUUAAUUCAGUUGAAAGAGGAAGGGAGAUUAGAUUGGCAUCUUGAGUAUCUGAACAUGGCUUGGCUGAUCACUUCUAGCUUGCUAUAAUGUAUGGCUGCUAAAAAUAACUUGCUAUGAGAAGUAAGAUAUGCUCUUUAUUUUUCUCUUGUUGGUGUUUUCAUAAUAAAGGCUGUAUUUAACCAUUA